Musca domestica (house fly) is the source of this 4409-nucleotide messenger RNA. RefSeq lists its product as uncharacterized. Lineage: Eukaryota; Metazoa; Arthropoda; Insecta; Diptera; Muscidae. The record is from RefSeq and is a predicted model, not a curated record. The transcript is spliced from 4 exons. Gene Ontology annotation, biological process: activation of GTPase activity; regulation of autophagosome maturation. Gene Ontology annotation, cellular component: autophagosome. The coding region runs from base 428 to 4186 and encodes 1252 amino acids. Gene Ontology annotation, molecular function: GTPase activator activity.
UUUGCUAUCGGUGUUUUUGCUUUGAUCCCCUUCUUUAUCACACAUUUGCACUUUGUUUCUUUUUUCUUGUAGUUUUUUUAUUCUUGAUAUUUCUUGUGAGACUUGCGGUGUGUUGUGUUCUUACUUUCAAUCAAAUUGUUUUUGUGUUAUUCGUGUGGGAAAGAAUGAAAUAAAAUGUAAAAUAAAUUUGUUUUUAAUUUUUUGUUCCGCGCCGAAAAAAUUGACAUCGCACCGCCGUCGAUUGGUUUACACCUGAUGAGCCGUCGCCGUCGAAAAAAUUGUUCCGCUUUGUUCUCUGGACACAGCCUUUGCAAAAAUAUAUAUUUCGCUUAUUUCGCUAACAAAUAAAUAACUAAAUUUCAAAAUGUUUUAAACUUUCUACUGUUUCGGGAUUUGUCUUUGAACGCAUUAAUCAUCGGUUGCUUCAAUGUCCAAUAACGUAUUUGCCCAUACAAGGGAAGCAGUACGUUGCAAAGUGAAGAAAUGUGAGCCGAAUCGACCUCCGGAAUGGCGUAAAUUUAGCGUUGACCCACAAAUUACUUCAUUGGAGGUGCUGUAUUCUCUGUUGGCCAAAGCAUUUGACAUCAAAUCCGAUUUCUCCAUCAAAUACAAGGCCUACGAUCCAGCCGGUAAUGAAAUUUACUUGGCUGUCUUGUCCGACUGGGAUUUGGAUGCGGCCUUUCUGAGAAUACACAACAUUUCCAUACAGACAUCUACGGAACCAUGCCUUAUGCUACAAAUCGAUAUAAAACCGUUUACGGAAGUGAAAGACUGGGAUCCGGACACUACGAUAAACACUUCAUCAAUGUUGGUUGGUUCGGGUUCUGUCUGCAGCAGUACUGGGGCAACACCCACCAGCUCAUCGGCUCGUGAAUUAAUAUCACCACUGCAGCAAUCAAUUGGUGCUUCUCAAAAAUAUGUUCAGCAAAUGCAAACAAAGUUGCCUGGCCUCAUCAUGAAUCAAAUGGAGAAAACAUUUUCAAUGGUCCAGAAAGCGUUUAAUCUCAACGAAGAAACCAUGGCUGCGUUGCCGCCGAGACCAUCUUUGGCCGACAAUGAAUUUCGCAUGUAUUUAGAUGCCCUGGGACAAAUUCAACGGACGGACGAACUGCGAAAGGUUAUAUUUCUGGGUGGCAUCGAUCCCAGCCUUCGGCGGGUAGUUUGGAAGCACAUUUUAAAUGUCUAUCCUGCCGGUAUGAAUGGCCACCAACGAAUGGACUAUAUGCGCCGCAAAUCGGAACAGUACUAUCAGCUGAGGGACGUUUGGAAAACGGCCAUAAAACAGGGUUGCGUUGUUGGUGAGUUGGCAUAUGUCACCAGCAUGGUUAAAAAGGAUGUUUUGCGCACGGAUAGACUUCAUCCAUUUUAUGCCGGCAAUGAUGACAAUCAGAAUAUAGCAUCACUUUUUAACAUACUCACAACAUAUGCUUUGAAUCAUCCGUCUGUCAGCUACUGUCAAGGCAUGUCUGAUAUAGCUUCGCCGCUAUUGGUUACAAUGAAUGACGAAGCACAAGCUUACAUAUGUUUUUGUGCAAUAAUGGAGAGGGUGAGGGGCAAUUUUAUGCUUGAUGGCAUAGCAAUGACGCAGAAAUUUGCCCACCUUACUGAAGCUUUAAGUUAUUACGAUUCGGACUUCUGGGAGUACCUAAAAUCGCAACAAGCAGACGAUUUGCUUUUCUGCUAUCGCUGGUUGUUGUUGGAAAUGAAAAGAGAAUUUCCUUUCGAAGACGCGCUACGUAUGUUAGAGGUUCAGUGGAGUUCUUUAAAGUACGAAACCAGCGUAGAUAAGGAACUAAAGUUAUUUGAAAAGGAGUUUGUACCCAUAACAGAAACUGCAGUUCCAUCUUCGCCAUCCAGUGUUGGCGGUGGAGUGCCUCCUAUAAGCCCAUCCUACUUUAUGACCAAACCGCGGGAAAAUGCUUAUACAAAGGUCUGUGAUUUAAGAAGACAAAGUUCAUCCGCAUCGUUACAUUCGCUAAGCACAUCUCUCACGUCUUGUCUUAACCAUGGAACUGGAGUGAUGGUAUCAAAACUCGAUGACACAAGACGACUGAAUCAAAGCCUUGACGAUAAUAUAGCCCGGCAUGUGGCCACUAAACGUACUAGACGGAGAAUGCCAUCAAAUCGUCAGUCGUUAGAUGAGACCAAAAUUUUGCAGCUAUUAGAAGGAAGACAAAAAAAUCCAGACGCUUCUGAUGAAAGCAUAACAACGUCAGCAGCAGAAAAGCACCUUGACACUGAUCAAUCGGAGGAUGAUGAUGUGUUCUCGGACCACAGUUGUCAUUUUACAUUUCACGACACAAACCCCUUCAAAGACGACACUUCUGCGAAAGUUGAAAACGCAUCCACACCAACAUCUAAAUCUUCGGGGAUUCAUAAAGUAUUUCUUAGCAGCAGCUCUUCGUCGUCUAUAGUCGGUGAUGUUGCAAACAGUGGUUCAAGUAAUGCAACUCAAUCGAAUGAAGUGGCGAAUAAUGAGACGGGCGAAAAGAAGAACCUGCCGAUACCCAAAGGAAUUGCAAAGUUGCAGAACAAAAAAAUAAUCUCCAAUUACAAUACUGUGAGCAAUAUAAUUGUUAAACAGUUGACGAAUGCGAGCAACACAAGUGGAGGGCAUUUUAAAGAUUUAAAAGAAAAAAUUGCAGCAAGUAGUCGAAAAGGUUUAUCUCUUGAUGAAUGCAACGAGAAAUCCCAACAAAGGCUAGUAAAAAAUUUCAAUGAAUUUCUGAAUUUCGCAGCUAUGAACAAAAGUCGUGUAGGCAAUGCUGACAAGACUAACACAACAUUCUUGCCAAACGAUGAUAAUGUUGCACAAAAACAAUGCAAAACACCUUCUCCCCAAAAACUUUCUCCAACACCUCAUCCCCUUGUACAACUUACCAAAGGAGGUUUUACCUCAUCUCUUGAAGAGUCCGACUCAUCGUCAAUACCUGACACUACGAAUAACACCUGGAGCUGUUCAACAGCUGUCACAGCAAUACAACAAGCAAAUAAUCUAAGUAGCAAUAGUUUACACCUAGAGCUCAAUUCACUUUCUUCCCAAACACACACACCGGAACGUACCCCGACCCUAGAGGGGAGUAUACAACAUAAACGUCAGAAUGAUAUGGCACCUAAGCAACAUACAAUUAAACAUGACGAUGCGAAUGCCGCACCAGAGGAAGGCCAAGAUUUAGACUAUUAUCCGGCGAUAAUUCGAGAAUUGCAUAUGGAAGCAGAUAAUUUAGAUAGGCAGGUAUUUGGUGAUAACUCAGUUACCAAAGAAUCAACUAGUUCUGAAAUUGAAUACGAAAAACUAGGAAAAGACUCAUUGGAUAUGAUUGAAGAUCUAGAUGCUGACCAGAAUGGGGCUUCGUUAAUUUUAAAUGGUGAAGUGUAUACAAAUGUAAAUACCAAUGGAAUAAAUUCAAAUGCAGAUUCGGUUGUCCUAAAUCCAUUCCUUGAGGAAACUACAGACAACGGCUCUUCGACUAAACGAGAGAGAUCCAUUAAGAACAGCAACAGUUGCGAACCAUUUUACAGCCAUCCAUCCAGCAGCUCGAGCUCUUUGCCUGAAGUUCUGAUACCAGUUUCCACAACUAUACCCGAGACAGGAGAUGUUGACGAGAUGGCUACAAAUGCAGCGGAUGAAGUUGCCUUUUCGAAAACAUCGCCUAUGCAGCAGCAUCUCAGCAGCGGCAAUUCAACAAAUUCCACACCGGCAACAAAGUUGCCACCGCCUUCGGAAUUUGGGGGUGGUAAUCCAUUCCUAAUGUUUCUUUGUCUAACUCUUUUGUUGCAGCAUCGCAACGUUAUUAUGAAAGCUCAUAUGGAUUAUAACGAAAUAGCAAUGCACUUUGACAAAAUGGUGAGGAAGCAUGAUGUUACUCGAGUUCUGAAUCAAGCGAGGCGCAUGUAUAUCGAUUACCUAAAUAGCUAUGCGGCUCAUAACCAAGAAAGGCAGCAGCAGCAGCAAAAUCGCACUAAAGAACAACAAAAUCUACACGAACAGCAAUCCUCAAAAAUCACGAAUACGGCAGCACAGCAUUUAAACGAUCUCAAUAGAAAUGCAACGACACAUGCAACAAUGCAAUCACCACCACAGAAACAUCAUAGCCAAACACAAAGAAAGUUCCAACAACAUUCCAGCAAUCAAGCUCCAACAUCGUCUUUGGCGUCAUCAUCAUCAUUUUAUACCAACUCAUAAAGAAAGCGCAAAAAAGAAAUGCAAAAUGCAUUUGAUGUUAAUUUAUAUUUACGAAAGCAUAUGGAAACACCAAAGAUUGUUAACAGUGACUGGAUAAUAGUUGUUAUUCUACUUGGUUACAACCCGUCGUUUUUCACACAAAUAAGACUAUGUUUAUAACAAAAAAAGAAUUUAUUACGUACUUAAUAGAAAUAAAGUCCUUAGGUAUUGGUUUUUUUCUAAA